AUGACCGACCCGAACCUGAUCACCGCCCGCGAAUCCCCAGGCGGACCGCCCCCAGGCGUGAGCCUGCCCUUCAGGCUUCGAUGGUCAAAAACACACCCUCCCGAGGACCCCGCCGUAAGCUUUGCGGGCAAGACGGUGCUCGUGACAGGGGCCAACACGGGACUGGGAUUCGAAGCGGCGGUCAAGUACGCUGCCCUCGGCGCGGACAAGGUUAUCCUCGGCGUUCGUUCCGCCAGCAAGGGCGAGGAGGCCAAGAAGCGCAUCACGGACCUCACAGGCUGCAGCCCGGAUGCCAUCACCAUCCUGCAAGUCGACCUGGCGGACUUUGGGUCCGUCACGGCUUUUGUUCGCGACCUGGAAAAGGUUACGCCCAGGCUGGACGUGGCCCUGCUGAACGCCGGCCUGGGCAACCCGACGUACGAGAAGUCGUCGGCGGGAUGGGAGAUGGCCGUGCAGGUCAACGUCCUCUCCACGGCUCUCAUGGCCGUCCUGCUGCUGCCCCUUCUCCGGGCAUCCACGGCGGCCACCGCGGGAUCGACGCCGCAUCUGACCUUUGUCAACAGCCACGGGCACAGCAUGGUCCCCAAGGAUUCCCCCCUCGUCGACGGCAGCCUGCUCAAGACGGCCAACGACCAAGAGACCUGGGAGACGAACAAGAGCUACUCGCUCGUUAAGCUGUUGGGGAUGGCCGUCAUGCAGGCUAUUGCGCGCAUGACCGUCGGCGAGAAACAACAACAACAACAACAGCCGCAGAUCAUUGUGAACGCCGUCUGUCCCGACCUCUGCAAGACCGACCUGGGUCGCAAGUGGGCAGGCUUCAUGUCCAACGUCGGCAAGGCCAUAUUCUACGCUCUGUUUGCCCGCACUGCCGAGCAGGGCGCGCGAUCUUUGGUCAGCGCGACGGCUCUGGGGCCCGAGAGCCACGGCCGCUUCUGGCACCACGAUAUCCUAUAUCCAUUCGGUGAGCUCGCCCAAGACGAGGCGUUGAUGCACAAGACAUGGAACGAGGUUGUAGAGGCAAUUGCCCAAGACCAGCCUGACAUACUGAGGUUGCUGGAUGACCCGAAAUGA
Molecule: messenger RNA, 1071 nt
Organism: Colletotrichum higginsianum IMI 349063
Lineage: Eukaryota; Fungi; Ascomycota; Sordariomycetes; Glomerellales; Glomerellaceae
Product: Short-chain dehydrogenase/reductase
Exons: 2
Coding region: 1-1071 (356 amino acids)
Source: RefSeq, a predicted model, not a curated record